GAUGUCGGUUGGAUCAUGUGAUCGUCUCACACUCGAGCUCAUCGCCGCGGACGGUCUGCAAGUCGCUAUGUCUGCCCUCCGCCUCGUCUCUUCUGCUGCCCGAAGGGCACCCCGAUCUUUCGCUACCGGCCGUCGUGGCUACGCGGAGGCGGCCGACAAGAUCAAGCUCUCGCUGGUCUUGCCCCACCAGGCGAUCUUCACCUCGACGGAGGUCGUUCAGGUGAACCUGCCCGCCGCUACUGGUGACAUGGGUAUCCUCGCGAACCACGUACCCACUAUUGAGCCUCUUCGCGCCGGUGUCGUCGAAGUGCUGGAGCCGGGAAAUGCGGCGAAAAAGUGGUUCGUGUCUGGUGGUUUUGCUACCGUCCACCCCAACAACAUGCUCACCAUCAACGCCGUUGAGGCUGCGCCUCUGGAGGACUUCUCCGCGGAGGCUGUCCGUGCCAACCUGCAGGAGGCCCAGCGUGUUGCCGGAGGCAACGGUUCGGAGGAGGACAAGAUGGAGGCCCGCGUAGAAGCCGAUGUGUAUGAGGCGAUCCAGCAUGCACUGAGCGCACGGUGAAUAGAUCUGAGUAUACGUAGCGUAGACACUGCAUGAAUAGGGCAUUCUAUCUGUACCGUCGAGCGAGGCGCAUGCCGUUAUUUCUCGCAGGACUGGAUAGCACAGUGGACGUCCUCGGUCGUUGCCGCGCAGGCCAUCAGACAAGCGCCUCGACCGGCUGGUCCGUAUUGUUCCCUCGUUGUUCCGUUCAGAACAUAACGCCGGCGGAGCGCACGCGAUGGUCUGGGACCACCUUCCGAGUAC
Rhodofomes roseus is the source of this 805-nucleotide messenger RNA. Its product is annotated as epsilon subunit of F1F0-ATP synthase N-terminal domain-containing protein. Gene Ontology annotation, molecular function: proton-transporting ATP synthase activity, rotational mechanism. Lineage: Eukaryota; Fungi; Basidiomycota; Agaricomycetes; Polyporales; Fomitopsidaceae. Gene Ontology annotation, biological process: proton motive force-driven ATP synthesis. The transcript has 5 exons. The record is from RefSeq and is a predicted model, not a curated record. The annotation marks the transcript as partial.